AUGGCCUCUGUAGCCCAGGCACAGUUCCAAUUCAAAGAUACAUACCCCACUCCACGAUCGAUCCCUACCAUAAAACCAGAAUGGCGUGAUUUGAUUGCCAACGCCUCUAUUACCAAUGCCCCUAUUCGCACUCGCACACCAGAUGGCAAUGUUGACAUGAGCACAGUAACAAAUGAUCCUUACUGCACAUGGUCGUUUGAUCGUUGUAUCGCUAAGGACGACUUGUACACAUGCCCCACUGGUCAAUACUCUGUAACCUUUGACGAUGGUCCUUCUGAAUUUAGCCCAAAGCUAUAUGAUUACCUAAAGUCGAUCAACGUGAAGACCACCUUUUUCAUGGUGGGUGGUCAAGUAUUGACACACCCUGACUUGGUGAAACGUGCAUACGAUGAUGGACACGAAAUUGCUAUGCACACUUGGUCACACACUGCCAUGACAACCCAAAGCAAUGAAGAAAUUGUUGCCGAGCUUAAAUGGAAUGAACAAGUUAUUCGUGAAGUUCUUGGUGUUUCUCCUCGAUUCUUCCGACCACCUUUUGGAAACAUUGACAACCGAGUGCGUGAUAUUGCCAAGGCCCUUGGCUUUGUUCCUGUAAUGUGGACGCAUGAUACAUUUGAUUGGGGGUUGACAGCACCAGGAAGCACCUUUAACGUGCAAUGGAUUUCCAACAAUAUCACUGAAUGGGGUCGAACGAAUACUACUGAAGGUGGCGUUUCUCUCUCUCAUGAUCUCUACAACAGCACAGUCGAUGCUGCUCUCAACUAUAUUCCCGUGUUCCAGAAUUAUUAUGAUCUCACCGCCGUGGGACAAUGCAACAAUGCUGCACCCUAUAAAGAAUCCAAUAGCACCACCUCCUCAAAAGAUGGCGUUUCGCCUGCUGGAGAUGAAAGCGCUGCUGCUGCACUCAUGGCUACCCCAUCUUGGGUCUUCCUUUUGUUCACCAUGAUCCUCAGCCGUUUCCUAUAG
Messenger RNA from Lichtheimia ornata, 966 nucleotides. RefSeq lists its product as uncharacterized. The record is from RefSeq and is a predicted model, not a curated record. Lineage: Eukaryota; Fungi; Mucoromycota; Mucoromycetes; Mucorales; Lichtheimiaceae. Gene Ontology annotation, molecular function: chitin deacetylase activity. The coding region runs from base 1 to 966 and encodes 321 amino acids. The transcript is spliced from 4 exons. Gene Ontology annotation, biological process: carbohydrate metabolic process. Gene Ontology annotation, cellular component: membrane.